This is a messenger RNA of Habropoda laboriosa, 2845 nucleotides long. RefSeq lists its product as uncharacterized. Gene Ontology annotation, biological process: cell fate commitment; negative regulation of transcription by RNA polymerase II; positive regulation of transcription by RNA polymerase II. Bases 114 to 2525 code for a protein of 803 amino acids. The record is from RefSeq and is a predicted model, not a curated record. The transcript is spliced from 9 exons. Lineage: Eukaryota; Metazoa; Arthropoda; Insecta; Hymenoptera; Apidae. Gene Ontology annotation, molecular function: DNA-binding transcription factor activity, RNA polymerase II-specific; RNA polymerase II cis-regulatory region sequence-specific DNA binding; zinc ion binding.
GCGUCCGCGGCGGGAGCGGAAGAAGGACGCCGUCCGUGCUCGUCGCGUGCUCGGUCCGGAAGUCGAAACUUGACAUUGUCGAAGGGAAGUGUGACGCGAGUCAGGGACGCAGGAUGAAGGAGACGUUGACGAAGCAAGAGGUGAAGCGCGAAUGGGAAGAGAACCGCGGCGACGAGGGCUCGCCUAGGGUGAUAACGGCAGACGAGCCGUCGGUCGAGAGUCCACGAACGGUGAUCACCGCGAGGAGGCACGUGCGUACCAUCACCACGGCCGGUCACAUCACCGAGACCAUCGCUGAACCGGACUCGCCGGAUGCAAACGCUAUGUCGUCGCAUCCGGCUAAUAUUCAGCUUCAGUCGCAGCAACAUCAUCAUCCUCAUCAUCACCAGUCGGUCGAUCAGCAAUCGCGACCGCGCGCCUAUCAAGACGACCGCCAGCAUCAACAACAGCAACCGGAUCAGGGAUGCAAACAGACGUCCCAGCAUUUUGUUCAAAUAUCUCAGACCGAGGCGGAUAUUCAGCAGCAACAUCGGUCGAACGAGCAGCGCGUCGUCUACCUGACGAGCAACGGACAGGAGUUACAAAUGGAAGUGACGGAAACCGUGGAUCCGUCUACCCUAACGAUAAAGGAAACGGCUAGGUACGAGACCCCGGAGCCGGAAAGAUCGGACGCGGAUCGUAUUUACGGAUACGCGUCGGGGGACGGUCAGCAGCAGCAGCAGCAGCAGCAGCAGCAGCAGCUUCGUCGAGAGAAUCACCACGCGAUCGCGCUUCAGCCGCAAGAGAGGCGCGUCCCGUCGUCUACGGGUCAUCAGAGGUACAGUCCGAGAGAGAACGCGAGCGGGGGACAGUCGUCGGGUGGUGGAAACGGUUCGACGAGCGGCAGAUCGUACCAUCACCAGGGUUCGCCCGUGCUGGUAGGGAGUAACGAGGAAUACGAGCCCAUAGUGUCUCACGCGAACACGGUGGCCUCGGUGAGCGUUCACCUCGACGCGUCUACCGCCGCCGCCCCUUACUCACCGCCGAUCGGUGAUGGAAUUCGCGGGGGAAGCAGCAGCACCGGUCAACAACAUCAUCAUCAGCAGCACCAGCUGGUGACUGGGUACGUGGACGGGACCGGGGUCAGCAUUAAAUACGACGCGGAUGCGGUGAACGCGGCUGUGGCGAACGCGAACGCCGUGAACGAGACGAUCAAAGUCUCGAGUACGUAUACCACUUUGGAAACGGUGCCGAUUCCUCUGUCGCAAACGGUCCAGUACCCGCAGUACGUGCCUGGUAGCGAGACGUUCCAGCAGGUCCCGACCUACACCUACCCCAAGUCCGGGAAUCAAGUGAUCCUCGAGUAUCAGCCGCCAACUCAACUGACCUCCCGCGUGACCGGGGUGGACUCGGCUGGAAGCGCGUACAUCAAGGGCGAUCCGACGUUGACCUCCUCGUUGGGAACGUCGCGCGGAGCACCGCCUCUCCACUACGAUCAGCCAGGUUCCGACUACUGGUCGACCGCGACGGGAACCCCGUCGCCGCCUGCGUUCGCCGACUGCGUGCAGGGCUAUCCAAACGUGACGGCGAUCUCCGUGGCAGACGCGGCGAACCUGCACAUCUAUUCCGGCGGCGGGUACAGCGUGUCGGCCGGAACUACCACGGCCGCGGCCCCCUGGGCUAGCAUUCCGCUCUCCGGUCCGGACGACACCUUCGACGCAACGAUGAUGUCCACGGAUCCGAAGGAAUGUUCCGUUUGCGGCGUACCGACCCCGAUCUGGAGGAGGGACGAAACCGGGCAUUACUACUGCCACGGUUGCCUCUACAACAAGAUGAACGGAGUGAACAGGCCGUCGAUGAGAUGCGGCAAACCGAAGCAAGCAGUCGCCACGACGGGCGUACGAAGGACUGGUGUACAGUGCGCGAACUGUAGGACGAGCAACACGACACUCUGGCGGCGGAACAACAGCGGCGAGCCCGUUUGCAACGCCUGCGGUCUCUACUUCAAGCUGCACAACGUGAACAGGCCGCUCAGCAUGAAAAAGGAUGGGAUACAGACGAGGAAGAGAAAGCCGAAAAAUCAUUCGGGGAUGAGCGGAAACUUGGCGGGGCCCAGCGGCAUGCACAAGACCGAGAUUAAGUCUAGCUUACUCGUGGACUCGCUGCAGUUGAACGUGUACGGGAGUGGUGGUAGCGGUGGUAGCGGAAACGGGGGCGGGAUCGGGGCCGGUGCACCGGUCGAUGCGGAAACGGAGGCCGUGGUUGGGGCUGGGAGCGAGGAGAGGGCAAGCACCGGGACUGGGAGCGGUGCCGCGAUCACGGGAGGGAACGAAGGAUGCGACGAGAGUCGUCAGCCCAUAGGUACACCGCCUACGGCGCAAUUAGGGCAUGCGCACUCGCCUCUCGCUUUACCCACCGUCGCCGCGCUCAAUCGACAGACCACCCUUACCGUGCCACCGCUAGAACCAAUCGCUAGUCAAGCCGGUAACGAUCUCAUUUCGGUUAUCACUUCCACCACGACUGUUCACGCGGAAAGAAGCACGUAACGGGGUGAAGAGAAGCGGUGAAAAGGAAGAUUUCAAUGCCGAGGAAGUGUAAGAAAGCACGGGAGAGUGGAGGGUUAUCGAGCGCGCUGCAGCGACGCGAGCGCCGUUCAAGUUGUGCGUACAAACUCGAAAACGUGGCGCAGGCCGACCAACAUCUUACCGACUAAAGGUUUCUAGACCAGCCACAGACCUAGUCACGAAGAUUCAUCGCUGCUUCGAUCAUCUUCCCGUCAACGAACCAACCAAAUGAGAAAACUGAUUCUCCUGCUGUUACUGCUACGCUACUACUGCUGCUUCUGCUGCUACUACUAUUACUACUA